CCUUUUUAUUGUUAAAAAUAAAAAAUUUAACAAUAAACUAAUGCAUGGUACCUAAUGGGCUAACCGCUAACCAUAAAAUAAAAGAGUUGAAUGGGCCUGACCUACAUGGGAUUUGGCCAUCAAGUAAAACAAAUGAACAUCAUUGGUUUGUCAUUCUAAAACAAGCUAUUUUCUAUUAUGCUAUUAUUUUAUAUCUUAGUGGCUAAAAUAUAAUGUAUUUUAAAGUUAUUCAAUGGUUCAACCUCGACCAACACAAUUAGUCCAAUUUUUAUCAUUUCAAAUAUAUAUUUUAUAAUUAUUUGAUAUCACAAUGAUCAAAUUAUAGUGUAUUUUAUAGGGAAUCGUUUGGUAUUUGUUAGUAAAAAACUAAACAUAACGAUCUAUUUGGUUAUUUUAAACAUUAUAACAAUCCUAAACAUUUUCAGUUCCUUUUGAAUUUCCAUGGUUUUAAUCUCGAUUAAGUGAUGUGCAAAUGGCGAAUUGUAGUCGUCUCUUUUCUUUCACUAUUUUUUUUAUUUUCAAAUAGAAAGUUUAAAAGUAAAGAAUAAUUAGAAUUUGGCAUGGGUCGAUCGAAUAGGCUGAAUUUCAAGUUUUGGCCCGUUUGUUUUAUGCAUUGCAAAUUUAUUAGCAUGUUGAUGGAAAUGGCUUGGAAAAAAGACAUAUAAGUUGUACCUUUGCAGAAAUAUCCUAAAAUGUUUGAAUGCUUUGUGAAUCAGGUUCCGUGACUUUUGUGAUGGUGUAUGUGCUUGACGAUUGCUCUUUUGAUUUUCCCUAUGAGUUGUGAUACCAGUUCUGGUGGUUGCAGCAUGUUGUCGUUGUUGGCCUGUAAAAGUUGUUCCACCGUGGUGCUAAAUACCUUUCUUUCUUUUUUAACAAAUUGUGUGGUAGUGCUAUGAAACAGACCACCCAUGAAUGUUACGCUUAUUAUGGUCCGUUCUUACUUCCGGUGGUGAGAAAUUGUGAAUUGAGAAUCAUAUUCGGCUACCGCACUGUGUCUGGCUGGUGGCUGCUUACUGUGCUCUCUAGAGUUAUGAAACAGACUACCCAUGAACGUUACCCUUAAGAGUCCAUAACUUUGCGAAAAACCAAAUUUAGGCAAUCAAAGGUGGUGGAUGUAUGAUAUUUUUUAUGGCUUAAUUGUUUGUGAAUUGGAUAUAUGAUCUUUGUAUGAUUAGAGGGGAUGUUUGCUUAAUAGAAUAAUCCAUUUUAAUUCAUGUUUAUUUUUAACAUGAACUUUAGUAACUCAAAACCUUCGAGACACAUAUCACCUACUGCAUUGUAUCAUUUUGCCUGGGUGCUUGCUGUGUUGUCAAACUUCUUUGCCGCUGCUGCUGCUUUUACACUAACAGGGGAGUUAAGAACCCAUGAAUGUUUUCGUUUGACACAAACAGGAGGACUUGCUUCUAAAUCGUGCAGUUGAUAUACUGGAGACCAGAACAAAAGCAAUGUAUAACAUCAAAACCAACCAUCUGAACUAUUAGCAUUGUUGCUUUACUCUUUUUUCGUGGUUAGGUCUCCUUCAAAAAAUUUAGUUUGAUUUUAGAAAAUUUUGCUUCUGCAGUCCUGUCUUGCCACCAACGCGUUCAGUAGAUGGAGAUGGCAGAGGCGAAGGCUAUUUUUGUGUUGUUGUUGCUGGUUUAGGGAUCGGUUUGUGAAGAAGAGGGAGAAGAGAGGGGGGAAAGGGAAAUGCAGGAGAGGGGGUUAACUCUUUUCUCUGACAAAAAUGGAGUGAAGAAAGGAAUUAUGAUCAGUAAGGAUAUGGUUAUCUUACAUAACUGUCUCUAUUCUGUUGGAAUUGAGCUUGGGAGGCAGUGAUAAGGACGAGCUGCAACCAAUUCAUAGUGAGAAGAGAGCUAUGAACUGUGAUCAUGUCCUAUUUCAAGUUAGAAGGUAGUUUUGAGUAUAAGGAUUAUUUAAUUUGACAAGUUGUUUCGUCCAUGAUUCUUGGUAGUUUCAGUGCCAUUCUAGCCAUUGUUUAGUCUGUAAUUUUUGAGAAUUGAUUUGCGAGUAAUGACUUUCACUUAGCUUCACUAUUAUGCGUGUAUUUAUUGUCAUGUGAUAGAAUUCUCUUUUCCUUUCUUUGAAUUCAGUUUCAUACUCUAAUUGUAUCAUUUGUACAUAGGCAAAUCAUGCUCGAGAUGACAACUCGCCGAUAUGGCUGGUGCAAGGAACGAAGCCAUCAUUAGAAUUCAGACCGACAACGGGGAGGGAUGCCCAGGACUAAUUCAAUGAUGAUUGAUGAUGGUAUAAUAAAAACUGCAGUCUGCAUUAGCACCAAUUUCUAGGCCUAAGUAAAGUUAUUCAACCAGAACUCUGCUUAGCGCUAAAAAUUCCCCUCACCCAACCUUGAUCCUGUUUGACCCACUUAUGAAGAUUCAAGAUAUAUGACUAAUCCUCUCCGUUCGUAUUUUCUUAUUGACUCUUUCUGACCCUUUAGGUUGGGGCGGGUCGGGAAGAAUCGGAUUAGUGGGUCGGUCCUAAGCAAGUGGAAUCCCAAUUCCUUCUUCUCUCACUUGCUUUUUUUCCUAUUCCACAAGUGGGCAACAUACACUAAUCCGGCCAACAGGCCGGGUAAUAGGCUAGUAUUCAUGUUAUUUAACUAACUUCAAUUCCAAUUUAAUUUCGCAUUUUUAUAAUAAUUUCGAAAGCAAAAUAAAUAAAAAAUACAUUUGAUCCAAUUUGGUCGAUUCAAAUAUCAAUUCGAUAACCACCAAAAUCAGUUGCCCUUGUUUUCUUCAUAGCCUCACAAUUCACAAACUACACUAUACCAGGAGGAGAUAUGAUCAUCUAAAACUUCCUACUUGUUUUUCCUAUUUCCUUCCGCCUUCUAUUAUUAUAAAACUCUGUUUCCCCCCCUCUCUUCCCCUUUCUCUGCCAACUCCCAAAACCCUUAUAAAUCGCCUCUCAAUUCCCCAACCAUUAUCUUCUUCUCGCCGUUCGGCUCUCUCAGUUUCGCGUUACCAUCAAGAAUCCCCUCUCCGGUUUCUCCAUCCAAUCUUCAGUCGAGUAUUGUAAGUAAGAUCUUUCUUUCCUUCUUUAUCGUUUGGGAUUUCUCCCUCUCCGGAGUCAAUUCAUGGAUGCUAUUAGCAUGAGAUUUUGAUAGGAGAUUUGUGGGUUUUCAUCGGAGAUUUGUGGGUUAUUGAUUUCCCUGCUGCCCGCUAAAUUUUUUCACAGAUGGAAGACCAGAGUCCGAGGCGGAGACAGGUAAUCGAAAUCGAUGCACACCUUCCAGGUAGUAGCGGUAACGUUGGAGGGGGAGGAUACAGCAAGAUAUGUGCAGAGGCGCCUUGUGGUUUCUCGGAUGCACUGAGUAGCAAUUCCGAGGAGGCCAGGGAGCGGGCGGCUUCGAUGCGGAAGCUGCUGAUGGCGGUUGGGUUCUGUGUGAUUUUCAUGGCCGUUGAGGUGGCCGGAGGGAUCAAGGCGAACAGUUUGGCUAUACUGACCGAUGCGGCGCAUCUGCUCUCGGACGUGGCGGCAUUUGCCAUCUCGUUGUUCUCCCUGUGGGCUGCUAGCUGGGAAGCCACUCCGCGGCAGUCGUAUGGGUUUUUCAGGAUCGAGAUUCUUGGCGCGCUGGUGUCGAUGCAGAUCAUAUGGCUGCUCACUGGGAUUAUCGUGUACGAAGCGAUUGUUAGGCUCGUUUACAACACGGGGGAGGUGGAUGGGUUCCUCAUGUUCUUGGUUGCAGCAUUUGGUCUGGUGGUGAAUAUUAUCAUGGCGUUUUUGCUCGGUCAUGAUCACGGUCAUGGACAUGGACAUGGUCAUGAUCACGGUCAUGGACAUGGACAUGGUCAUGAUCACGAUCACGGGCAUGAUCACGAGCACGAUCAUGGACACCAUCACAGUCAUGAGGAGGGCCAUCAUGAUCAUUUAGAAGAAGGGCAUCAACAUCAUGUUGAUGAAGAGAGUGCGAAGCAGCAGCCAUUGCUGGACAAGAGGGUAAAGGGGGAGGAGAAGAAGAAGCAGAAGAAAAAGAACAUUAAUGUUGAGGGAGCUUAUCUUCACGUCCUUGGGGACUCCAUCCAGAGCAUAGGAGUAAUGAUUGGAGGAGCAGUGAUAUGGUACAAGCCUGAAUGGAAGAUAGUCGAUCUGAUAUGCACCCUGGUCUUCUCGGUUAUAGUCAUGGCCACGACGAUCAAGAUGUUGAGGAGCGUUCUCGAAGUCUUGAUGGAGAGCACGCCGAGGGAGGUCGAUGCGACGAAGCUGGAGAAGGGGAUUCUUGAGAUGGAAGAAGUGGUGGCCAUCCAUGAGCUGCACAUAUGGGCCAUCACGGUUGGGAAGAUCCUCUUGGCUUGUCAUGUCAAAAUCAGGCCUGAAGCAAAUGCUGACACGGUGCUGGACAAUGUUAUCAACUACAUCAAGAGGGAAUACAACAUCAGCCAUGUCACAAUCCAGAUCGAGCGUUAAUGGUGGAGGUGAGUCAGUUCUGUGGCCACAUCCAGAGCUUUACUUGCAGUUUUCUACUUAGAAUUAGUCCCUAGAUAGUCAACUUGAACUUAGUUAGGAUUUGUACUUGCAAGUGAUUAAGUUUAUCGCAGUUUUCGGUUCAUGACUGCAUCAGUAAGUCCCUUCCUUAACAGCAAAAGUUUUGUAUGAAUUACCAUAUAAAAAAUUGGCAUGUUUCAUCUGCUAUUUUCUCUAUGGAGGAAGAAUUGUGUGUCCAUUGUCUUGCUGCAUGACAGUAUGAAUGCAUCAACUGUCUGUCUGUGACUGUAGAAGUUGGGUGUAUCACUUUUGAUAUAUUGCAAGUGUUACAGGGCAUCAUGGUAUGAGGCUAUCAGGCUAACAACUUCUGGGAUUUCAAGUUACAUUGGGAUAGGGGCAUGGACCUGAUGAUUAGGUUAGAGUUGUGAAUGGAAAACGAAGUCACAGAGAAUGAUUUGAUCGAAGCUUCGAUCAUCGGGUCACUAGGUGCUGUGAUGAAAGUCUAAAGGGUUGGGUCAUUGGUCUCAUGAACAAGAGGUGGCUAGCUGGGGGUAUUGAGCUGACUGAUGAGUAAGAGGGUAGGCUCUAGUCUUACCAGGACUCGCGCAACAAUGUUAUGAUGCUUGUUGCGAAACGAUUCUGAUAUGAACAACGCCGGAUCGAAUUGGUGAAGACUAAAAGCUAAGGUAAUCUGGCAUGGUAGAAUCAUGAAUAUGUAAGGCAUGAUACGAGGCGAAAUCGUCUAAUUAUUGUCCACGAAGAAAACAUGAAUUCAUGAAUCAUCUGAUGUGUUCUUUUGAAUGCGAAGUCUUAUGCCCUCUUUUCCUGGAAACCCACUGCUCUGCAUUUCCUUUUCCUUCUGUUCUUCUUUCACGUUGAGAGAGGGAGAGUGGCCAAACUGGAAUUUGGCCACCAAACAAGAACACAGUAAAAAAAGAAGCCUCUCCUCCAUUGCCCCUCUUGUUUCCCUUCUUCACAUGCACAGUAACAAAAAAAAAAAAAAAAAAAAACAAGUGAAAAAAGGAGUCUGCAGUAGGAUGAUCAAUGACGUGACAUUUCCAUGAACCCAGCCAUAUACCAGCAUAAUAAUAAUAACCAAAAUGAGAAGGAAAUGUCGAGAGUUAUAUAUAAAAUUAUUUAUCUCUCAGUUGAUUCAUGUAAAAAAAAGACACGAUAAUCUACGCGUACCGAUUUUUACCAUUCAUUCAUUGGAUUGAUUAUCCUGAUUCAAAGUGUUGUUCAUUUACAAGCAACGAUAAAGAAUCAGAAAAAAAAAAUGCAACUCUUCCAAAUUCAAUCUUCGGUAUGACAUCAUUUAGGAAUACUGAUAAAUUCGUAUUAUCGAGAGAUCUAAUGUUGUGUAUCAUGUAAGCAUUAGAUUUGAGUCCCUAUCUAUCAGAGAUGUACAAGAAAUAGUAACUCUCAAA
Messenger RNA from Linum trigynum, 5849 nucleotides. The record is from the annotation of a GenBank genome assembly. Lineage: Eukaryota; Viridiplantae; Streptophyta; Magnoliopsida; Malpighiales; Linaceae.